Molecule: messenger RNA, 615 nt
Organism: Penicillium brevicompactum
Lineage: Eukaryota; Fungi; Ascomycota; Eurotiomycetes; Eurotiales; Aspergillaceae
Product: mitochondrial 54S ribosomal protein mL61
Exons: 2
Coding region: 1-615 (204 amino acids)
Cellular component (GO): mitochondrion
Molecular function (GO): structural constituent of ribosome
Source: RefSeq, a predicted model, not a curated record
AUGGUCAACUUGUUCAAGCGGCUCCGCAAGCUGCAAACUAUUCUCCAAACCAAGGUCGGCACCGGUGCCGCGAUUUUCCCUACCCUCGCAUCCGCAUCAACAGAAUUCCCAGCCGUCACCAGACUCCACCUCACAUAUGCUCAAAAGAUCGACAAUGGUCACGGCGGCGCACGGCAUUUCUGGCGCAAAUGUCUCCCCCGACUGAAAUACCACAACCCCGGCGUGAGCAUGUCAGUAAAGCAGACCCAAGACCAGAGCGGACCUGCAGCAUUGACACUCUACUUUGCGGGUGAGAAGGCCGGCAGCGCCGCCAUCGCCCUGGCAAAUGAGCGCAAGAUCACAGACUCUCUGGCACCUGCCGCCGAGGCUGGUGAGAAGUCUGUCGUUCUCGAUAUCCGAAACUACACAUACAAGCAAAUCUGGGAUCGUGUGCAGGUUAUGACGAACGCGAAGGUGGUCAACCCCACUGGUGAGGAUGUGGCCAUGCAGCAGAAGUUGGACGCUAUUGAGAAGAAGUCCGGGCCUGAUCGCCAGCGCAUCCAGGCUAUCCGCCAAGCGAAGAAGGACCAGGAGCGCAUGCUUGCCAUGGCUCGGGGUGAGGUGGACAAGGUUUAA